This is a messenger RNA of Malassezia restricta, 522 nucleotides long. RefSeq lists its product as uncharacterized. The transcript has 4 exons. Gene Ontology annotation, biological process: peptidyl-L-cysteine S-palmitoylation; protein targeting to membrane. Gene Ontology annotation, cellular component: extrinsic component of endoplasmic reticulum membrane; endoplasmic reticulum palmitoyltransferase complex. The coding region runs from base 1 to 522 and encodes 173 amino acids. NCBI's taxonomy places the organism in Eukaryota, Fungi, Basidiomycota, Malasseziomycetes, Malasseziales, Malasseziaceae. The record is from RefSeq and is a predicted model, not a curated record.
AUGGUAUCUCUCGAAUACGAUACUACGUCGUAUUCAAUGGAAGAGCUGAAUGCUACAAGAUCUUUCGAUGAGGAAGAAGCCACAACUGGCAAAGGAUCUGCCAGUGUGGUUGCUCUCUCAACCGUAGCUCAAACGCGCGGCUCAGGUGCCGACACAGAAUGUUCAGUUAGAAUCCCUCGUGUCUUCAAUGGUUAUGAAACAUGCGAAUUUUCCACACAUUUCCCUGAGCAAUGGAGCAAUUAUGUUGACUCAUUGACCUAUGUUUCCAUGAUCGUUGCACUCAAUGAAACAUUGCGACAAGCCGCAAACCCUGUAUAUGGGCUGAUUGAUAACAUCCUGGCACAACUAACUUUUCAACUAUGGCCCUUCUUGAUGGGAACAUAUUACACAAGGAGCAUGAAGAAGUUCAACCUCCAAAUUCAAGAUUUCGAACGACUAAUAUUGCAUCCUAUGGGCCUGGUGCUAAUCCCAUUGGAAGAAACAGCUUAUUUGUAUAUAGAUUGUGUCCCUCAUCCCCGGUAA